Molecule: messenger RNA, 1569 nt
Organism: Ascochyta rabiei
Lineage: Eukaryota; Fungi; Ascomycota; Dothideomycetes; Pleosporales; Didymellaceae
Exons: 1
Coding region: 1-1569 (522 amino acids)
Biological process (GO): iron ion transmembrane transport
Cellular component (GO): membrane
Molecular function (GO): iron ion transmembrane transporter activity
Source: RefSeq, a predicted model, not a curated record
AUGAGUCUUGCGUCGCGUGCGUCGACAGGCACCCUGCCGUCAGACGCGGGCCAGUACCCCGCCGAGCGUCAAGGCCAGAACAAAUCUCCGAAAGCACUGCUCUACCGUCUAUAUAUAUCACACACCCUCUCCACCUGGAACGCGCGAACCUUCGAGUUCGGUGCCGUCAUCUUCCUCGCGGCCAUUUUCCCCGGGACCCUGUUCUUCGCAUCGUGUUAUGCGCUGUUCAGAUCUGCUGCUGCCGCCGUCUUUGGCUCUUGGAUCGGCAGCUUGGUCGACAGCAAGAACCGGCUCCAUGUAGUGCGCCAAAGCAUCGUAUGGCAGCGGCUGUCUGUCGCACUGUCGUGCCUCAUUCUGAUUGUGCUGCUGGCUGGCAAGUCUCUGGGCGGCCUGGUGCUGCAUGGGCUGUUUGCUGUCGUGGUUGCACUAGCAGGCGUGGAGAAGCUGGCUUUUGUCGCCAACACAGUCGCCGUCGAAAGAGAUUGGAUCAUUGUUGUCUCGGAUAGUUUGGGCGUCGACAGAUUAGAGCUGAACAGCGCAAUGCGCCGCAUCGAUUUGAUCUGCAAGCUGAUCGCACCGCUUGCCAUCGGUUUGCUCGACGGAUACUCGACAAGACUCGCCAUCUGGAUUGUAUUUGGACAGAACGCCAUCAGCGUGCUCGCCGAGUAUUUCGCCAUCGCGCAGGUGUACGCUGCGGUACCUGAGCUUGGCCACGGAAAACAGCAAGGAAACACCACCGCGGCAUCAGCUGAAACCCUGGACGCACCGGCCGGCACACACGCCGGCACACACGCCGUCCCGUCACGAUCCACCCUGCACGCCCUCAAGAACAACAUGCGACCAUGGAAGGAUUACAUCCAAAACCCAGCCUUCCUCGCCUCCUUCUCCCUCUCCCUGCUCUACCUCACCGUCCUCAGCUUCGCCUCGCAGAUGACCACCUACCUCCUCACCCUCGGCUUCACCAGCACCCACGUAUCCAUCAUGCGGCUCGCAGCCGUCAUUCUCGAACUCUCCGCCACCUGCGCAGCGCCACUCCUGAUGAACAAAAUCGGCGCCGUGCGCUCCGGGUUGUGGUUCAUAAACGAGCAGCUCCUCUCCAUUGUGCUAGCCAUCACCUUCUUCGCGGCCACAACGACACAAACGCACCUCAAGCUCGCCAGCCUUGCCCUCGUCGCCGGCGUCGCUCUCAGCCGGCUCGGCCUGUGGGGGUUCGAUCUAUGCGUGCAGUACCUAGUGCAAGAAGACAUCCCCGCGUCGUCGCGCGGCUCCUUCUCCGCGACCGAAAUGUCGCUGCAGAAUGUCUUCGAGCUGCUCAGCUUCGCGACCACCAUCAUCUUCUACCGCCCCGAGGACUUCAAGUACCCCGUGUACAUCAGCGCCGCUGCCGUCGCCGUCAGCGCUGCGUGCUUCGCGGCGUUUGUGAGGCAGAAGCGCGGGCACUUGCUGCACGCGAGUCGCUGCCUCAAGCGCGCGGGGAAAAGCGGGCGCUAUCAGAUCCUGCCCACCAUCGCAGAGGAGGUGGAGAUGGAGGUGGAGUUUGAGGAUCGGAGGCAAAGUGAAGUGAGAUGA